This is a messenger RNA of Zygotorulaspora mrakii, 1614 nucleotides long. It is a transcript of the gene GDA1, whose product is annotated as guanosine diphosphatase. Lineage: Eukaryota; Fungi; Ascomycota; Saccharomycetes; Saccharomycetales; Saccharomycetaceae. The record is from RefSeq and is a predicted model, not a curated record. Gene Ontology annotation, cellular component: membrane; Golgi apparatus. The transcript has a single exon. Gene Ontology annotation, biological process: nucleoside diphosphate catabolic process; protein N-linked glycosylation. Bases 1 to 1614 code for a protein of 537 amino acids. Gene Ontology annotation, molecular function: GDP phosphatase activity; UDP phosphatase activity.
AUGAUGAUGUUAAGAAGUUACCGUUUCUUAAUUUUUGCGUUCGCAGCUAUCAUGCUGCUUGUGCUAAUUAGGACUUCCUCUUCUGUGCCUUCACUUUCUGAUAUUGCAAGGCCCUCGUCUCCCACUGCUCAAAGGCCUGAAGUUCCUGAAGAUUUCAGCAUUAUGCCCGUCAAUGAAGAGCCAGGGUAUGUAUCUAACACCAAGACUGAAGAGUCUAAUCCAGAAGUGGCUGGCGAGGUCAAAAAUCAAACGGAAAACAACGGUUCGACACAAAGUAAAGAUGACAAUUCAGAUGCAUCUUUAAGUGAGACCAAAUGUAACAAGGAUCAUCAGUUUGUCCUCAUGAUUGAUGCAGGAUCAUCCGGGUCACGUAUUCAUAUUUAUGAAUUUGAUGUUUGCUCUCAACCACCAACAUUAAUUGACGAAACUUUUGAUGCGUUGAAGCCAGGUCUAUCUUCUUUUGAUACAGACGCCAUCGGGGCUGCUAAAUCCUUGGAUCCGUUACUGAAGCGUGCAAUGGAAGUCAUUCCAAAAGAUAGGAGAAGUUGUUCUCCUGUUGCCGUCAAGGCAACUGCUGGAUUAAGAAACCUUGGAGAUUUGAAAUCGAACAAGAUACUUGAUGCAGUUAAUCAACGUCUGCAAGAUGAGUAUCCCUUCCCAAUAGUUGAAAAAGACGGUGUUACUGUCAUGGGCGGUGAUGAGGAAGGUGUAUACGCUUGGAUCACCGCUAACUAUCUUCUGGGAAAUAUUGGUGCGGGCUCCAAAUUGCCAACGACUGGUGUUUUUGAUUUGGGCGGUGGCUCGACUCAAAUUGUCUUUGAACCAACUUUCCCACCACAUGAAAAAAUGGUUGAAGGUGAACACAAGUAUACACUAACAUUUGGUGGUCAAACUUAUACCCUCUACCAAUUUUCCCAUCUAAACUAUGGUCUGAACGAAGGCAGAAAUAAGAUAAAUGCCCUAUUGGUGCAAACUGCCAUCGAUGAUGGAAUAAUUAAAGUCGACGAUAAAAAGGUCACGCAUGAAUUGAGCUCGCCCUGUUUGUCUCCAGGUGUAACGGCAAGCAAGCAAAAGGUGAGGCUACCUAACGGUGAUACCUACAUAAUUGAUUUUGUUGGACCAAAACAACCAGCUGGUCCUCAAUGUAGAUAUUUGGCUGACCAGAUUCUGAAUAAGGAUGCUGAAUGUACCCAAUCCCCAUGUUCCUUUAAUGGUGUUCACCAACCUUCAUUGGUGAGAACAUUCAAAGAAACCAACGAUUUAUACGUAUUCUCAUAUUUCUAUGAUAGAACACAACCACUGGGUUUGCCCCUAUCAUUCAAAUUAGAUGAGCUGUUGGAUCUUUCGACAAAGGUUUGUAAUGGUGAAGAUGUUUGGAAAAGUGUAUUCAGUGGCAUUAAGGGAUCUGUUGCAGCUUUGAAGGAAGAUCCAAACUGGUGUGCCGAUCUAUCGUUUGAGGUUGCGUUAUUGCACACCGGUUACGACAUUCCAUUACACAGAGAGUUGAAAACUGCUGAGACUAUCAGUGGCCGUGAAUUAGGAUGGUGUCUUGGAGCUUCUUUACCGCUACUUGCUGGUGAUAACUGGUCUUGUAACGUUGACAAGCUAGAGUAA